UGGCGUCUCCUCCUCAGUCAGUCAGUCGGUCGGUGUGGAGGAGAGCGGACGGAGCGGAGCGACGCACCGGGACCCUGGAUCUGUACUACACAAAUACGGCAGCAAGACCACAACCGACCAACCGACCGGCAGGCAGGCAGGCAGGAGCCGAGCAGCAUGGAGCUGUGAGGGCUGCGGGCCGACUGGGACCUGCUCCCCAAAAAUCACUGUUUGAUUUGUUUAUUUACCGCAUCUGCGAGCUUUUCACCAACAUGGAGACUACAGGCUGCUGGCUGCUACUGGCUCUACAUUUCAUCCUCAUUUGCCCACAAGCUGAAGGAUAUGCAUACAGAAAUCAACGCAAGUUCUCAGAAGAAAUUGACUGGUCGUAUGCAGGAACGUUAAACCAAAACAACUGGGCUAAGAAGUUUCCAUCCUGCAGCAACGCCAAGCAGUCUCCCAUCAACAUCGAGGAGAACCUGUCUCAGGUGAAGCUGCAGUACCAGAAACUGAGGUUUGACGGCUGGGAGAGCCUGACAACUGACAGGACGACCAUCAAAAAUGAUGGCAAGACUGUGGCGGUUGAUGUGGAUGGAGAGUUUUAUGUCAGUGGAGGGGGUCUCAGGUCAAAGUUCAAGGUCGGGCGCAUCACCUUCCACUGGGGGCGCUGCAAUGCCUCUUCAGAGGGCUCCGAACACAGUCUGGAUGGAGUCAAGUACCCUCUAGAGAUGCAGAUCUACUGUUAUGAGGCGCAUCGCUUUGACUCUUUAGAUGAAACCAUCAAGGCCGGAGGCAGAAUCACAGCACUCGCCGUGCUGUUUGAGACGAGCGUUGAAGAGAAUCUGAACUACGCUGCCAUCAUAGACGGCAUCAACAGCGUGAGCAGAUUUGGUAAGAGCGCCGAGAUUUUACCCUUCGCCCCGCAAGGUCUCCUGCCGAACUCCACAGAGAAAUACUUCAUUUACAACGGCUCUCUGACCACACCGCCCUGCAGAGAGACUGUCGAGUGGAUCGUCUUCAGGAACACAGUGGCCAUCUCUGACGAACAGCUGGAGAUGUUCUGCGAGGUGAUGACGAUGCAGCAGGCGGGAUACGUGAUGCUGAUGGACUACCUGCAGAACAACUACAGGGAACAGCAGCAGCAGUUCAUGGGCCAGGUGUUCUCCUCCUACACGGGCACCGAGGAGGUCCUCACACCAGUGUGCAGUUCGGAGCCGGAGAACAUCCAGGCAUCACCCCACAACCUCAGCAGCCUGCUAGUGACAUGGGAACGACCACGGGCUGUGUACGACGCCAGCAUCGAGAAAUACUCUGUCAGCUACCAACUGGCCAAUGUAGAAAACUCCGCCCCCUCUGUAUACCUGACCGACGGAGACCAGGAUGUGGGGGCGAUACUCGAUGACCUAUUAGCCAACACCAGCUACGUGGUCCAGGUGGUGGCAGUCUGCACCAACGGUCUGUACGGACGUGUGAGCGACCUGCUGACGGUCGUCAUGCCCAUCGACGACCCCGAAAACACACUGGAUCCAUAUUCAGAUGAAUUUAACAUUGAGAGCAACUAUGAACCUGAUCUGUCUUGGAAUGAACCAGUCAAAACCGAGGAUUAUGAUCUGGCCUUAAUUCCUACAAAAGCACCAAGGACCACAACUUCUGGAUCACUUCUUGUGCCUUUACCUGGCAUCAGAAGCACAACAGCAGAAUCUGGUCAUGGGAAAACCACCACUGAUCCGAUUCCAUGGGUCAGAUCCACCCAGUAUGGUCAAGUCCAGAGCCAUUCUGUAGAGACGGUACGCCACAGUACCUCCUCACAACCACCAGAGACCAGAGGAAGUGCUGACUUCAGUGGCAACGAUCCCUCCUUCUCCACAACAACAACAACAACAACCAAGGAAGUCUUCAUUUCCACUUCUACUACUCCUUUAUACUCCAAUGCAAAGACAGAUGGUGUUCUCGAAGGCAUCAGUCCAAGAGACGCCUCUGAAAGGACAAAAGGUGGUGUUAGUACCAUUAGUCCUACAUUUACCAGUGCAAAGACAAAAGGUGGUGAGAGUAUUUCUUCAUACAGCACCACUACCAGCACAUUGAGGUCUCGUAUCAGCGACAUGAGUAGCACCACAUCAUCGUCCUUCAUCCAGGCUGAGACGGACCAUAACCUGGCGCAUCCGGUAAACAUGGACACCACCACUGAUGGAGGUGUGUCCACUGGACCCGGAGGUCUUCCAGAGAUCCACGCAGAAAGUUCAACCUACCAGCCUACCUCCCCGAGUGAAGCUGUUCCACGUAGGCCCACAAGUCCCAGCAUGCCCCAUUUUUCGUCUACCACGACCUCUGUCCGGUUGAGUGGCGUUCUCUUGCAGACCACACAGCCACUAUCCAAUGGUGAGCGCUCCUCUGUCCUCCCCUCCUCCUCCUCCUCCUCCUCCUCCUCCGCCUCCUCCUCCCCUCUGUGUGACACUGCGGACCCCGAUGCUGCCCCCUCCACCUGCUUGCAUGACCCUCCCUCCUCGUCUUGGCCUAUGUUGUCUGCCUCUGCAUCGGACUCCCAGCAUGCUGCUACUGCACCGCUGUCUAGCAAAGACCCGGCUUCUCCUUCAACCCCCUCACUCCCUGCCUCAACCCUGCCUCACCUCCCUCACCCCUCGCAGCCCCUUUCUGGUUGGGAGACUAACCCUGUCUCCCCCGGUGUCGGGUUUGAUGAUAAUGAUAGCGAUGGUGAUUUGUUAUCUGGGUCUUCAUCUUCGUCAGCCUCUUCAGGUGACCCCUCAGUAUUUAGCGAUACCCCUCCUCUCAAAAUGGUGCCUGAGCCGUCUAGCACCACCUUCACCGCCGAGCUUUCUGAAUCCUCUUGGGAUCCGUCACUCUCAGCAGUGUCCCUGUCUCUUAGCCCCACCCUCCAGCCCUCAGUUCUCCUCUCUAGUGACUUCACCUUUUCGGGCACAACUCCAGGUUUAUCCCGUUCUUUCUCUGUUGGGUUUGAGGACUCAAGGUACGCCACGGGGAGCAUAAUAGAGUCUUUUCUCCCCGAGGUCAGCGGUGAUGGGUUACCAUUAACUAGCGACAUGGACUCCAUGUGCGGCUGUUCUCUGGAGCCGUCGGCGUCCUCAUCCUGGUUGCAUGCCUCUCCUCAUGUAUCCCUGCCUUCCUCAGCCUGGGACUCUGCUAGCUUAGAGCUUUACUCUAGUGUGGGCUUCCCUUCGGCCUCUGGUGUUGGUAUAGAUGAUCUUUUAAACUCUUUGUCUGUGGCAGGUUCGGAUGGUCUGUCCUUAGACCAGCCUCUGCACUCCCAUAGAGCUGUCUCUCCCUCAUUGUCCUCUUCACACUCCCACCUUCUCCAAGUCACCUAUAGUGACCUGCCCGUUUCUGUUGCACCCACAGCGUCUGGCGUCAGGAAUCCCUGGUUCUCGACAUCAGACGGGAACUCCGCCCUACAAACCUCUGCCCUCCCUCCCUCACCCACAGUCUCCCCGUUCACCCCCACCCUAGAAGGACAGGCGUUAGACACUAGCAGCAGUGCCUCCGGCUCGGCCCUGUUCCCAGACUCCCAGGAGGGCAUAGAUCAGGAGUGGGACAGGGUUCAAACCUCGGCCUCUGGAGAGAGCGUGUUCCCUUAUUCAACCAAAGUCACUAACACCAUUCCCCCGUCUAAGACUUCUGAGUCCGGACAAACCCCUGAUGAUUUGGAGGAACGCUCCUCAGCGUUCUAUUUUGAAAGUGAGAGUGGUAGUGCCAUCACCUCGGAGGUGGGAGGCACAGUGACGCCAACCCUCCCUGCGGUAACCUCGGCUUCACCCUGGUCGCUGGGCGGGGAGGAGGAGAGUGGCUCAGGGCAGGGUGAAGGCCUGUAUGACAACGAGACGUCCUCUGACUUCAGUAUCUCCGAGCGCACAGAAAGAGAGUCAGAGGAAGAGGAGCCAGUCGCAGAUGCCAGUAACAGCAGCCAUGAGUCAAGGGUUGGUUCCAUCAGGGAAAGAGAGAGGAAGGCUGUGGUUCCUCUGGCCGUCAUCUCCACCCUCACCGUCGUUGGCCUGAUUGUUCUCAUCAGUAUCCUCAUCUACUGGAGGACCUGUUUUCAGACAGCUCACUUCUACAUCGAUGACAGCUCAUCACCUAGAGUCAUCGCUGCACCGUCCACUGCUGCAUUAACAUCCGACGAGGAAACAGCUUUUCCAGUGAAGGAGUUUGUCAAACACGUUGCUGAGCUUCACGACACCCAUGGCUUUCAGCGAGAGUUUGAGAUACUGAAGGAGAGUUAUGAGGAGGUUCAGGUAUGCACAGUGGACAUGGGGAUGACAACCGACAGCUCCAACCAUCCGGACAACAAGACUAAAAACAGAUACAGCAACAUCCUGGCCUAUGAUCACAGCCGGGUGCGACUCUCGCCACAGGCUGACAAAGAUGGAAAAACGAGGGAUUACAUCAACGCAAACUACGUGGACGGUUUCAAGAAGUCGCGCUUGUAUAUCGCCGCCCAGGGUCCUCUGAGGUCGAGCACCGAGGAUUUCUGGAGGAUGGUUUGGGAGCAAAAUGUCUGUGUCAUCGUCAUGAUCACUAACCUGGUGGAGAAAGGAAGAAGGAAGUGUGAUCAGUACUGGCCGGCGGAGGGGCAGGAGGAGUACGGCAGCUACCUGGUGACGGUGAAGAGCAGCAGAGUGCUCGCCUACUAUACUCAGAGGACCUUCACUAUCAGGAACACCAACGCAAAAAAGGGCUCCCAGAAGGGGCGGAGCAACGAGCGGACAGUGAUGCAGUACCAUUACACCCAGUGGCCCGACAUGGGCGUCCCAGAGUUCGCUCUGCCGCUCCUCAGCUUUGUCCGCAAGUCUUCCAGAGCCAGGGCCGACGACAUGGGGCCGGUGGUGGUGCACUGCAGUGCUGGCGUGGGCCGGACGGGAACGUACAUCGUCCUGGACAGCAUGCUUAAGCAAAUAAGAAAUGAAAACGCUGUCAACAUCACAGGCUUCCUCAAACACAUCCGCACACAAAGGAACUACCUGGUUCAGACAGAGGAACAAUAUGUUUUUAUCCAUGAUGCCUUGGUGGAAGCCAUCCUGUCCGGAGAGACAGAGGUGGUGGCGGCUCACCUGCACAGGUAUGUGGACGAGCUGCUUAUCCCGGGACCUGCUGGGAGGAUGUGCUUGGACAAACAGUUCAAGCUGGUUUGUGACUACGGAGUGAAGCAGUGUGACUACUCUACAGCUCUGCAUGACUGCAACCGCAGCAAGAACAGAAACUGCUCCAUGAUACCCGUUGAGAGGUCACGAGUGCGACUGUCUACGACAGCAGGGGAAACGUCAGACUACAUCAAUGCAUCGUACAUCGCAGGUUACAGGCACAGCAACGAGUUCAUCAUUACCCAGAAUCCUUUGCCUGGCACCAUAAAGGACUUCUGGAGGAUGAUAUGGGACCACAAUGCCCAGGUUAUUGUAUCGCUGCAGGGGACACUGCCAGCCGAGACAGAGGAAGAGGAGCCGUGUGUCGUUUGGCCCCGUAAAGGGCAGCCAAUCAUCUAUGAAAUGUUCACCGUCACUCACAGGAGUGAGAAUAACAUCUGUCUGGCUAACGAGGACAUGGUAGUGGUCCAGGACUACGUACUGGAAGCUACACAGGAUGACUACAGUCUGGAGGUGAAACACUACCGUGCCCCUCGAUGGCCAAACCCAGACAGUUCCAUCAGCAACACCUUUGAGCUCCUCAACCUGGUGAAAGAGGAGAGCGAUGCCAAGGACGGCCCCACUGUGGUCCAUGAUGAUGUGGGUGGAGUCACGGCAGGAACAUUCUGCGCUCUAUCUUCUCUGACUCACCAGCUGCAGGCUGAAGGUUCGGUUAAUGUCUUCCAAGUGGCCAAGCUGACAAACCUCAUGAGACCAGGAAUCUUCAGCGACAUUGAGCAGUACCAGUUCCUGUAUAAAGCCAUGCUGAGUCUCAUCGGGACACAGGAAGACGAGAAAACCCUCCAGUCCUCCGACAACAAUGGUACCAUCGUGGUAGGAACUGCCAGCACUGCCGAGAGCCUUGAAUCCCUGGUGUAACUGCCCCAAAAAACACAAAGAACUCUUGCUUAACUUUUACAAACAAGCAACAGCAUUUUUUCCUUCCUCUUCAACCACCAACAGAACUUCUCCUGAUGCCAGACUCAUGCUACAACUACUAGAUAAAAAUCCUCGUCAUUCAGGACUCUGUGUUGGAGUUUGAGGCUGGCAUGACAAAUUUCUUCUACGCUGGAUCUGGACUCCCUGCGGUUUUGUAAAGUGUGCCUUUUUGUAUUUUUCAUCCUGUACUUCUAACUUUGAUACAAGCUGUAGACUAACGCUGUACUACCCUCAACUAACAAACUUUUCCUAGACCUUUGUAUUUAUUGGCACUGAGCCAAAUGGGGAAAAAAGGGAAAAACUGCAUCUUUUUACAUCAAAUGACAUAUUUUGUUAGCUUGUCUUUUAUAGAGCUCCUGCACUGAACUCCUUUUUGUAAAUACCAUCGCAACGGUAGCAGCAGUCAAAUAUAAAAUAAGGGCCUGGAAUAAUAAAAAUAAUAAUCUAAUGUAAAUAAUAUUAUAGUAAUCAACUUGAUGGACCAAAUUUCUAUUUAUACUUUUAGAUUUUUAUAUUUUACCAUUUUUAGUGCAUUCAAAUGUUAUGGUUUAAUUCUAAUUGCUUAGUUGGAGAACAUUAAUGCUUUUAUAUUCUGGAUUUUGUAACAGACUAAAUGUGAUGCAUGUUUGUUUUUUAGCUGGACAUAAAACACUGCUGGAUUAUUAGCUAGGGGAUUAAAUAAGUGACAGAACACCAAAUAAAGAGCCUGUUGGCGUGUUUUGUUACUGUGCAGAACUAUAACUACACAGCAGCUAAGUAACACAUUUUCACCAACAAAAGAUUUAGGUUACUAAAUGUUAGAAAUCCUGCUCUCAUGUUCAUAAAAUCAGUUAUAAUAAUCUUACAUAUAUCCUAGAUGUUGAAAAUACAAACUAAAUCAUACACACUGGUCCUUUAGAGGUCCAGCCACCGUAGUUUCUCCUACACACUUCACUGCUCCAUUCCCAGGUCGUCAAAUACAGAUGCAAAUGGUGCUCUGUUAGUUGAAAUCUGUAACUUCAGCGCUACAUGCCUCUAAAUCCUACACACUGGUCAUUUUAUGUGGAGGUAAGAUACCUUUCUCUGUCAGAAUUAAUGUUUUUCUUUUACUCUGUACCUGUAUGGCAAUUAUUUCCUUUAUCUUGAAAAUUACCAAGAAAAUUUCAGCCAGUGAGUUUGAGUUUCCAACAUACUUAUUGUAACUAAUUUUAUUUUAUGCAUAACAAAUGGAUUAUGAGGCAUGAAAAUGCUGGAUCAGGGAUAACGGAUGUAAGGAAUCACAGUUAGGACCAUGCUACCAUAGCAAACAACUGCCUCCAUCAUCUCUUUUUUUAGUAUGGCACAGCCUAGGAACCCUGGGACAGGGAAACAUUUAAAGGUCCAGUGUGUAACAUUUAGGAUGAUCUUUUGGCAAAAAUGGAAUAUAAAAUUCAUAGGUAUGUUUUCAUUAGUGUAUAAUCACCUGAAAAUAAGAACUGUUAUGUUUUCUUUACCUAACAAUGAGCCAUAUACAUCUACAGACAAUAAGAUAAAAGGGAAAAAAAAAACAAAGUUACAGUUAUUUAUUGGGGCAUUACAUUUCCUACACUAGCUAAUUUAGUGCAAAAUCUGGCAUAUUUGGUUUGAUGUAAUGGCCUAACGUUGGCCUAACACCAACUCCUAAAUGGAAGCGAUGUGGUUUCAGUUUUUUUUUUUCAAAGAAGCUAUCCUAACCCGCUCCGUGCAUCAACAGGCUGAACGAUGUGUCGCUUGUUUGAAAAACUGCUCUGGUUCUAUUGCCUUUCUCCACCUCCACCCUGGUAUGUGUGGAGAUCUGGCUAUGCGAGACUAGUCAGCAACCAACAUGAUGAUGAGAAACUAAUUUACGAGGUUGAGAAGCGGCACUUCUUACAUGAUCCACCCGCUUCAUUAGAUUUUGAUAUUUCUGUGUACAAAAGUAUUUUUUAAAAUGAAAUUUCUUAAUAAUGUGGCCUAUAGUUGAGUUAGUUAUUUUCACAAACAACCAUGUUCUACUAAUGACAUUUUGAUUACUGGAAUAAAACGUAUCCAGCAGGCAAAAAAAGACUGGCCGAGAAAGCAGUUUACAUUUGCAUUGUAGGCCUUUAGCUCCCGUGUUUAUCCACAGUGACUUACAGCAGCAGAAUGGACCUCAGCUCCUCAAUCACCAGCCUCACACACGACCAACAGGAACGAGGGCAAAGGUCAGAGGUCACAACAGCAUGACGAGAGAUGGAGCAAACACCCCAGUGAGUCUUACAUGAGAUAGGUGUUAAUGAAAGAAACACAGAAACAGAGAAAAUAAAGACAUGGUCUGAUGAAAACUGUGUCCUAUCCAACCUGUGGAUUAUACAUUUUCCCUUUAUGGAGUCAUGCUUUAAUCCGUGCACUGAACUGGUUAUUCCAAUUGAUUUCCCAUGUGUUAAUCCGGGUUAAGACUCUGCAAGAAAUGCGCCUUUUCAGGACAGGAAAUAGGUCAAGUGUCCAGACGUCGUCUUGACUGGCCGCCGUAUCCACACCUUCAUUUGCAUUUUUGACUUUUCAUAAUUACAUACCCAAUUAUCCCCUGCUUGGUGGCCUAGUUUGCAUGGCUGCCUCCAAAUAAAGUGGGCGCAAACAGGC
This is a messenger RNA of Dicentrarchus labrax (European seabass), 8666 nucleotides long. RefSeq names its product protein tyrosine phosphatase receptor type Z1a (gene ptprz1a). Gene Ontology annotation, biological process: peptidyl-tyrosine dephosphorylation. The transcript is spliced from 30 exons. Bases 252 to 6008 code for a protein of 1918 amino acids. Gene Ontology annotation, molecular function: protein tyrosine phosphatase activity; protein binding. The record is from RefSeq and is a predicted model, not a curated record. NCBI's taxonomy places the organism in Eukaryota, Metazoa, Chordata, Actinopteri, Moronidae.